Molecule: messenger RNA, 1727 nt
Organism: Lacerta agilis (Sand lizard)
Lineage: Eukaryota; Metazoa; Chordata; Lepidosauria; Squamata; Lacertidae
Gene: MNS1
Product: meiosis specific nuclear structural 1
Exons: 10
Coding region: 66-1574 (502 amino acids)
Biological process (GO): cilium organization
Cellular component (GO): motile cilium
Source: RefSeq, a predicted model, not a curated record
UCCAAGGCAACGGUGCGCUUGAGCUGGAGGCGGCCGCUCGGGGAACCUCCGGAGGCGGCGGGAAGAUGGCGAUGGCACGGCAGCGGGGCGGUCGGGCGCAGCUGACAGCGGCACAACAGCUGGAUAAGAAACAGCAUGAGGCUUACUUCCAAGAAAUGAGGGAGCUGGAGCACAAGAAAAAGGUGCAGCGCGUCCAUCAGCUAGAGGUGAUGUGGGAGGCUGAAGACCGUGUUGAGGAGAAGCGUCUCGCACGGCUGCUCAGGGAGGAGGAGCAUGAGCGGCGCAUGGAAGAGGCUAUUCAGCGGGCAGAAGAGAAUAAAAGGUUGAAGGAACUGGAGUUGCAACAAGAAGAAAAACUGGCAGCUGAGUUAGCAAGAUUAAACCAUGAGAAACUUAAAGAUGAAAAGAUGAGACAGCAAAUAAGAGAGACCAGUAUUGAACUUCGGGAGCUGGAGUUGAAACUAAAAGCUGCUUAUAUGAAUAAAGCGAGGGCUGCCCAGAUUGCUGAGAAAGAAGCUAUAAAAUAUGAAAAAAUGAAAGGUGAUGCAGAAAUAUACAAAGCAAUGAAGGAAGCGCAAGAAAAGGCUGAUGAAGAAGAGAGGACGGCUGAGGCAAGGCGGAAUCAGGAAAAGCUGCUUUAUCAGCAAGAACUGGAAAGGCAGCUUGAGGACCGAGAGAGACAGAGGCAGGCGGCCUAUGAGGAGUUCCUCCGAGAGAAGCUCUUGAUUGAUGAAAUUGUGAGGAAAAUCUAUGACGAAGAUGAACGAGCAAAACAAGGAAGACUAGAGAAAAUGAGAGCAACUCAAAGGUUCAUAGAAGAAUUUAAAAACGAUCAAGCUAUGAGGAAGAAAAGGCAGCGUGAAGAGAUGGAAGAGGAAAACAGAAAACUCAAGGAAUUUGCCAACAUGUGGCAGGAAAGAGAAAAUAACAGGAUGGCAAAAAUCCAGGAGAAUGAGGAGCAGAAGCAAAAGCUCCAGCAAAUGCUUGAAGAGGCUCUAGAAAAGGAGCAGCAGGAACGGGAAGAACUUGAGCAAAUCCGCCAAGAGCUGUAUUUUGAAGAACGAGAAGAGGAAAACCGAAAGAAGGAGAUGGAAGAGUUGGAGAAGAAAUUUAGGCAGCGCUUAGAAUUGCGCAAAGCGUAUGAAGACCAGUUGGCCAUGAGGGAGGUGUUGCGGCAGGCCAUGAAGGAGGAGGAGGAGGCCUUCCGCCAGUCCAUGCUGGCUAAGUUUGCCGAGGACGACCGCGUUGAGCAAAUGAAUGCUCAGAAGCGAAGAAUGAAGCAGCUGGAGCACAGGAGAGAAGUAGAGAAGCUCAUUGAAGAGCGGAGAAAGCAGUUCAUUGCAGACAAGGAACGUGAACUUGAAGAAAUGCAACUUGAAGAAAGAAGGAAAGGCAUUGUUAACGACAUCAUUGAGGAGGAGCGGCAGAAGCUGCUUAAAGAACACGCAGUUAAAUUAUUGGGGUAUCUUCCCAGAGGAGUUCUUAAAGAUGAGCAAGACGUUAACAUGCUGGGAGAAGAGUUUCGGCAAGUUUAUCAAAAGAGAAAAGGUGGUGGGCCGGCAGAAGACAAUUGAGACCCAAGUUUGCUUCAAGAAGUAUUAGAAGAAGCCCUGGGACUGAAUAGAGUGCAGUGUUCUUACUGCUAGGUAAUUUUUGCCUCUAAAUCAUUCCAUGUUUCUUUCAACUGCCUUGGUUUUUAUAGUGAUAAAAUUAUUUCUGCAAAAAUA